AUGGCCUGGACUCUAGUUGCUACGAUCAUUCCACUUCUUCUUUUCUAUAUUUGGAAAAAGGUCGUAUAUUACCGAACAGAACAAUAUGCCUGGUUGCCCCAGCUUCCACCAUCGCUACUAUGGGGUCAUUUGUCCACAAUCGACAAACUCGUGAAGACAAAUCGGCCAAAUAUACACAUCGAUGAAAUCUUCAAAGCUAUGCACAAUUAUCUCGGCAAGCCGGCACUAUUUAUUGUCGAUUUGCGACCAGUGAGCCAUCCCAUGUGCGUGAUCGGCGAUCAUAAUGUUGCAGAGCAAAUAUCCAAAAUUUCGAAGCUGUUUCCAUUUAGUCCCCCCAAGUCAUUCACAGCACACUGGUAUAGAGAUCUGAUGGGUCCACUCUCAAUUGUUCUUGCAGAGGGAGAAGAGUGGAAAGGCCUUCGCAAACAGUUGAACCCGGGAUUUGCGCACCAGCAUCUCAUCAGUCUGAUGCCAUGCAUUCUAGAUAAGACACAACUUUUCUUGACGAAGCUUGAUCAUUACGCCAGCACUGGCGAGGAGUUUCCACUGGAUGAGCUGUGUACGAAUUUGACAUUUGACAUUAUCGGCGCGGUCACCAUGGAUAUUGAUCUGGAUGCUCAACUGGGAGAAGAGAAGCAAAGUGCAAUCGUUCGACUCUUCCGCAAACUCGCCUCAACUUGGCGUUCCGGCUAUAGCGGAUGGAAAGUUAUACUUCCGCUCCAGAGAAAGUUAAUUUCUCGUCGACUUAGUGCGCAUAUCAAAGAGUGUAUCAAGGAAAAGUUCAAGGAAAAGUUCCAGGAGCGGUCGACUUCACAAAAUUCGUCUCGCAGUGUGCUUGCUCUAAGUCUAGCCGAAACGCAGGAGUUAACGCCCGAAGUUCUAGACCGGACUUGCGAUCAACUCAAGACUUUCCUAUUUGCUGGCCACGAUACGACAAGCAUCUUGCUACAAUGGACAUUCUACGAACUAGCUCGCACCCCGCAGGUCUUGCGCCGUGUUUGCAUGGAACUGGAUGACAUCUUUGGUCCUAACUCGCACCCAGCCCACAUUCGAGAUCAAAUCUUAGGACAUGGGGAGAGUGUUCUCCAAAGAAUGGUCUACACUUCUGCCGUUGUUAAGGAGAUUCUUCGUCUGUAUCCACCAGCUGCGACAGCCCGAUUCUCCCAAAACACUGGAUUAAGCGUUCGACUACCAGAUGGUCAAGAUGUGUGCCUGGACGGAAUGAUGCUCUACAACUGCCAGAGUAUAAUACAGCGUGACCAAGCCGUGUAUGGUGACAAGAGCGAUCAGUUUAUUCCCCAGCGCUGGUUGGAGACUGGCUCCAGCAUACCGGCGAGUGCUUGGCGGCCCUUCGAGCGUGGACCACGCAACUGCAUUGGACAAGAGCUGGCGAAUAUCGAAGCACUUGUGAUUCUGGCAUGUGCGACACGGCGAUAUAACUGGGAGAAAGUAGGACUUGGGGCGACCAAGCGGGAUGAAUCAGGUGCGCCGAUUGAAAAGGAAAACGGACAAUACGAAGUCCAGUCAGGGCUGUACAAUGUGAACACUGGAGAUUACUUCUAA
Penicillium mononematosum is the source of this 1563-nucleotide messenger RNA. RefSeq names its product cytochrome P450. Gene Ontology annotation, molecular function: iron ion binding; heme binding; monooxygenase activity. The transcript has 4 exons. The record is from RefSeq and is a predicted model, not a curated record. NCBI's taxonomy places the organism in Eukaryota, Fungi, Ascomycota, Eurotiomycetes, Eurotiales, Aspergillaceae. The coding region runs from base 1 to 1563 and encodes 520 amino acids.